Branchiostoma floridae (Florida lancelet) is the source of this 2520-nucleotide messenger RNA. RefSeq names its product NXPE family member 3-like. Lineage: Eukaryota; Metazoa; Chordata; Leptocardii; Amphioxiformes; Branchiostomatidae. The record is from RefSeq and is a predicted model, not a curated record. The coding region runs from base 234 to 1775 and encodes 513 amino acids. The transcript has 6 exons.
UGCUAGAAAGGGAGGAAAGUGCUUCCUUACUUGCCCUUCAUCUUGCCUUGAUGCACUGUUAAAAGACUCAUUCAGCUAUAUCAAGCUAGAUCAUACAGAACAGAAAACGCGUCACCACCCCUGUGACCCAGUGGAGAUAUCCAACAAGAGGCAGCUAGUUAACACGUCAAACGGUCUCUUUUAAUAACCUUGUGUUUUUUUAGGAAGAAGCCACGACAACUGAACUCUCGGUUAUGGACCGCCGUUGGAAGUUCGCCGUUCUGUUGGUGCUUUCUGCCGGCUGGAUUAUCCUUAUUACACCGAUGAUGACGACUUGGUACUUCCAUGGCAAAACCCCGACACCAAUGCCGAAGCGCCGUGUCUUUGUGACAAACGGCACGACUCUUGGACCUGCCAUACUUGGGAAGGUCAACCCUCCUUCUCUUGACCAAGUCACGUGCCCAAACAAAACGAAGAUCGUGGUCUUAAACAGGGACCGACUCUUCCGCCAAGGAGACGUCCUGGAGGUGAGAGUAACUGCGCGAGACGCAGAAGGGAGGCCGAAGACCCACGGCGGAGACUUUUUCCGCGCCAGGCUGAUCGGCAACCUUACGCUGCAGGAAAGUAGCGCCGGUCAAGUGACCGACCACAGCAACGGCUCCUACACUGUGCAGUUCCCGCUCUACUGGGUAGGGGACGUCUCGGUAUGGAUCCAACUCGUCCAUCCGAGCAAAGCAGUGGAGGUCCUGCAGCGAGUGCGACAAGUUCCCAACAAGAGGACCUUCCACUGCACUUUUGUCGGGGUGAAAACCGGCGUCACCGAAGAGCGUCAGUGCUUCAGUGCUCCCUACCCCAACCUGCCGCUCCACCAACAGUGCGAUUUGUCAAAAGCGGACGCGAACGGUACCUGGUUCUGCGAGAGGCCAGAGAAACUUCCGUGUAACAGCAUCUCAAUGUGCAGAUUUAUAUUCAAUAAUGCUAAGUUGCUGGACCUUGUGUCACAAGAGGAAAAGAAAUUCUUUAAAAAGCCGUACCUGGAAGAAGAACUGGAAGCAAACCUCUCAGUGCCCAUCCGUGUCCAUCCGCCUGCAGUGCGCAUGCCCAGUCCUGCAGAUCUUCCAGCGUGUCCUGGGAACGAGUCUGCCUCUCUGACCCCGGGUACCCAGGGACAUUGGUCACGAGGGGUUUGGAAGUCAUCCAUCUGCAAUGUGCAAGUUUUUAAAACAACGGACGUCCAACGGUGCCUGGCUAAUAAAACCGUUUACCUACAUGUUGUUCUGAAAAGUGCAAGCAACACCGAAUGGAACGUCGCUGCCCACUUCAGGUUUCACCACGUCCCUAUAGAAAAACAACUCCCGUAUCCCUUCUUCAACCUGAGUUACGCUGCUGAUCAACUGGACGCCAUCCAGGGAGGGCCGAACACGGUUGUAGUCCUCAGCCUGUGGGCUCACUUCACUGAGGAACCGCUGGACAUGAUCCGGUCGCGCCUGCACGCCAUUCGGCACGCCAUCCACCGCCUCCAGCGCAGGGACCCCGGCACACACGUCUUCAUCAGGACUGGAACCACACGGGAGCAUACAGGGCAAAGCUUGAUCCACUAUUUGCUCGGAAGCGACUGGCUGGCGUACCAGAUCACGGAGGAGAUACGGGACAUUUUCCGGGAGGACCCAGACGUGGUUGUGUUGGACUUCUGGGAUAUGACCGUGUGCCAGUGGGGCAGAGACAACGUCCACCCAGAUCAAACUGUGGUGGACAAUGAGAUCAACAUGCUGCUGUCCCGCGUCUGCCCAAAGUAGAGGGGUGAGAAAGGCGAACAGAGUGGUUUAUUAGGUGGUUAUACGUCACAAGCCACGCGAUAUGACACCGUCAAUGGGUAUUAGUCACGAGAGGUUUGAAAGUCAUCCAUCCGCAUCGUACGACUUUUUAAAACAACGGACACAAAUAAAAUGACAUUCAAUGUUUUUCAUCUUGCUGGAAAGGUUGGACAAAAUUCAAAUAUCCUUUGGACCAAUAUGGUUCAUUGCCCACAUCUAAGCUGUGACAUGAUGAAGCUUUUAACAUCUUAAUGCACAUUGUGAGUCAGUUAAAUACGGCCUCAUUUGUUUGCUCUAUUCAUUUGUUCACAAGAUAUUACAUUAAAUGUUAUACAAUAACAAAAGAUAAACAAGUAAUGCAGGAGGGAAAAGCGUGUACAUCUUGCACAAAGCCCUUCAAUUAAACAAAAUUGAUCAUGAUCAAUAAUUGAUACAUUUACAUAGAAUAUUAUAAUUGAUACUCAAAUAACUAAUGCUUUUAAUCAAUUGUAAAGGUAAAUUAAUGAUAAACAAUAAAGCCAAGUAAAAGAAUAUUAGUCACUUACUACGAUACUUAAUCCAAAGUUGGAACAUACUCACUAACUCAGUAAAUUACGAAAAUUAUUUAUUACCUCCUGGAAGAGAAGUCACCUCCUAAAGGAGUAUUGCGGUUGGUCAUAUCAGCACGUUCGCACUGGGUAUGUGAAUUUUUCAAGGGGCAGUGAUUAAAGUAAUCAUGUUGAAUUGA